CGCCGGCCCCUUCCUCCCGGUGAGCCCCGAGGUGAUGAAGCGGCGGCGCGGGGGCCUCAUCGAGCAGCGCGACAUCAUCAAGGCCCACGAGGCGCACAAGAUGCAGAGCACCCCACAGGCGCGGCGCAAGGAGUGGGAGAUGGCUCGCUUCGGGGAGGCGGUGGUCGGCAGGCCGGGGUCGGGCGAUGGAGACUCGGACCAGAGCAGGAACCGGCAAGGAACCCCGGUGCCGGCCUCGGGCCCGGCGGCCGCCUACAAGCAGUCGAAAGCGCAGAGGGCGCGGACUAUGGCUUUGUACAACCCCAUUCCCGUCCGGCAGAACUGUUUCACCGUCAACAGAUCCCUGUUCAUCUUCGGAGAAGAUAACAUUGUCAGGAAAUACGCCAAGAAGCUCAUCGACUGGCCGCCGUUUGAGUACAUGAUUUUGGCAACCAUCAUUGCCAACUGCAUUGUCUUGGCCCUGGAACAGCAUCUUCCUGAGGAUGACAAGACCCCGAUGUCCCGCAGACUGGAGAAGACAGAGCCGUAUUUCAUUGGGAUCUUUUGCUUUGAAGCCGGUAUCAAAAUUGUGGCCCUGGGGUUCAUCUUUCAUAAGGGCUCGUACCUCCGCAAUGGCUGGAAUGUCAUGGACUUCAUCGUGGUCCUCAGUGGCAUCCUGGCCACUGCGGGGACUCACUUCAACACACACGUGGACCUGAGGACCCUCCGGGCUGUGCGUGUCCUGAGACCCCUGAAGCUCGUGUCAGGGAUUCCUAGCCUGCAGAUCGUGUUGAAGUCUAUCAUGAAGGCCAUGGUGCCUCUUCUGCAAAUUGGUCUCCUGCUCUUCUUUGCCAUCUUGAUGUUUGCUAUCAUUGGCUUAGAGUUCUACAGUGGGAAGUUGCACCGAGCAUGUUUCACGAACAAUUCAGGUAUUCUGGAAGGAUUUGACCCCCCUCACCCAUGUGGUGUGCAGGGCUGCCCAGCUGGCUACGAAUGCCGGGACUGGAUUGGCCCCAAUGAUGGGAUCACCCAGUUUGAUAACAUCCUUUUUGCUGUGCUGACUGUCUUCCAAUGCAUCACCAUGGAAGGAUGGACCACCGUGCUGUACAAUACCAAUGAUGCCUUAGGAGCCACCUGGAACUGGCUGUACUUCAUCCCCCUCAUCAUCAUUGGAUCCUUCUUUGUUCUCAACCUAGUUCUGGGAGUGCUUUCCGGGGAGUUUGCCAAAGAGAGAGAGAGAGUGGAGAACCGGAGAGCUUUCAUGAAACUGCGGCGGCAGCAGCAGAUUGAGCGGGAGCUGAACGGGUACCGCGCCUGGAUAGACAAAGCAGAGGAAGUCAUGCUUGCUGAAGAAAAUAAAAAUGCUGGGACGUCAGCCUUAGAAGUGCUUCGAAGGGCAACCAUCAAAAGGAGCCGGACAGAGGCCAUGACUCGAGACUCCAGUGAUGAACACUGUGUCGAUAUCUCCUCUGUGGGCACACCUCUCGCCCGAGCCAGCAUCAAAAGUGCAAAGGUGGAUGGGGCCUCCUAUUUCCGGCACAAAGAAAGGCUUCUGCGCAUCUCUAUCCGCCACAUGGUGAAAUCCCAGGUGUUUUACUGGAUUGUGUUGAGCCUUGUGGCUCUCAACACUGCCUGUGUGGCCAUCGUCCAUCAUAACCAGCCCCAGUGGCUCACCCAUCUCCUCUACUAUGCAGAAUUUUUGUUUCUGGGACUGUUCCUCUUGGAGAUGUCCCUGAAGAUGUAUGGCAUGGGACCUCGACUUUAUUUUCACUCUUCAUUCAACUGUUUUGAUUUUGGGGUCACAGUGGGCAGCAUCUUUGAAGUGGUCUGGGCAAUCUUCAGACCUGGCACAUCUUUUGGAAUCAGUGUCUUACGGGCUCUCCGGCUUCUAAGAAUAUUUAAAAUAACCAAGUAUUGGGCAUCUCUGCGAAAUUUGGUGGUCUCCUUGAUGAGCUCUAUGAAGUCUAUCAUCAGUUUGCUCUUCCUCCUCUUCCUCUUCAUCGUUGUCUUUGCUCUCCUAGGAAUGCAGCUGUUUGGAGGCAGGUUUAACUUUAAUGAUGGGACUCCUUCAGCAAACUUUGAUACCUUCCCUGCAGCCAUCAUGACUGUAUUCCAGAUCCUAACAGGUGAGGACUGGAAUGAGGUGAUGUACAAUGGGAUCCGUUCCCAGGGUGGAGUUAGCUCAGGCAUGUGGUCAGCUAUCUAUUUCAUUGUGCUCACCUUGUUUGGAAACUACACACUGCUGAAUGUGUUCUUGGCCAUUGCUGUGGACAAUCUGGCCAAUGCCCAAGAGCUGACCAAGGAUGAACAAGAAGAAGAGGAGGCUUUUAACCAGAAACAUGCAUUGCAGAAGGCCAAGGAGGUCAGCCCGAUGUCUGCACCCAACAUGCCUUCUAUCGAAAGAGACAGAAGGAGAAGACACCACAUGUCGAUGUGGGAGCCACGCAGCAGCCACCUGAGGGAGCGGAGGCGCCGGCACCACAUGUCGGUGUGGGAGCAGCGCACCAGCCAGCUGAGAAGGCACAUGCAGAUGUCCAGCCAGGAGGCCCUCAAUAAAGAGGAGGCCCCACCGAUGAACCCCCUCAACCCCCUCAACCCGCUGAGCCCCCUCAACCCGCUCAACGCCCACCCCAGCCUCUACCGGAGACCUAGGCCUAUUGAGGGCCUGGGCCUGGGCCUGGAGAAGUGUGAGGAGGAGCGCAUCAUCAGCCGCGGGGGGUCCCUCAAGGGGGACGGAGGGGACCUGUCGAGUGCCCUGGACAACCAGAGGAGCCCUUUGUCCCUGGGCAAACGGGAGCCACCAUGGCUGGCCAGGCCCUGUCAUGGGAACUGUGAUCCGACCCAGCAGGAGGCUGGGGGAGGGGAGACCGUGGUGACCUUCGAGGACCGGGCCAGGCACAGGCAGAGCCAGCGGCGCAGCCGGCACCGUCGUGUCAGGACGGAAGGCAAGGAGCUCUCCUCCACCUCCCGGAGCAGGUCUGUCAGCCAGGAGCGGAGUCUGGAUGAGGGGGUGCUCACCGACGGGGAGAAGGAGCGAGAGCCCAGGGGCGGCCAUGCAGGCAAAGAACCCACCAUCCAAGAAGAAGACAGAGGCCAAGACUUAAGGAGGACGAACAGUCUGAUGGUGCCCAGAGGCUCUGGGCUGGCAGGAGCCCUUGAUGAGGCCAACACACCCCUAGUCCUGCCCCACCACGAUCUGGAAGUGGGGAAGGACACGGUGCUGACGGAGCAGGAGCCGGAGGGCAGCAGCGAGCAGGCCCUGCUGGGGGAUGUGCAGUUGGACAUUGGCAGGGUCAUCAGCCAGAGUGAGCCUGACCUCUCCUGCGUCACAGCCAACACAGACAAGGCCACCACCGACAGCACCAGCGUCACCGUCGCCAUCCCUGAUGUGGGCCCCUUGAUGGACUCAACUGUGAUUCACAUUAGCAACAAAACUGAUGGAGAAGCCAGUCCCUUGAAGGAGGCUGAGAUCAAAGAGGAGGAGGAGGAAAUGGAGAAGAAGCAGCAGAAGAAGGAGAAGCGUGAGACGGGCAAAGCCAUGGUGCCCCACAGCUCUAUGUUCAUCUUCAGCACCACCAACCCGAUUCGCAGGGCCUGCCACUACAUCGUGAACCUGCGCUACUUUGAGAUGUGCAUUCUCCUGGUGAUCGCCGCCAGCAGCAUUGCCCUGGCAGCAGAGGACCCCGUCCUGACCAACUCGGAGCGCAACAAAGUGGGUUCACGGGAGCCGUUUGCCAACCUCCGUAAUGCCCUGGUCCUGAGGUAUUUUGACUAUGUUUUCACUGGCGUGUUCACCUUUGAGAUGGUUAUAAAGAUGAUAGACCAGGGCUUGAUCCUACAGGAUGGGUCCUACUUCCGAGACCUGUGGAACAUCCUGGACUUUGUGGUGGUGGUUGGUGCAUUGGUGGCCUUUGCUUUGGCGAACGCUUUGGGAACAAACAAGGGGCGAGACAUCAAGACCAUCAAAUCCCUGAGGGUGCUCCGAGUUCUGAGGCCACUGAAGACCAUCAAGCGCUUGCCCAAACUCAAGGCUGUCUUUGACUGUGUGGUGACCUCCUUGAAGAAUGUCUUCAACAUACUCAUCGUCUAUAAGCUCUUCAUGUUCAUCUUUGCUGUCAUUGCGGUUCAGCUCUUCAAGGGAAAAUUCUUUUAUUGCACAGACAGUUCCAAGGACACAGAGAAGGAGUGCAUAGGCAACUACGUAGAUCAUGAAAAAAACAAGAUGGAGGUGAAAGGCCGGGAAUGGAAGCGCCAUGAAUUCCACUACGACAACAUUAUCUGGGCCCUGCUGACCCUCUUCACCGUCUCCACGGGGGAAGGAUGGCCUCAAGUCUUACAGCAUUCUGUUGAUGUGACAGAGGAAGACCGAGGACCAAGCCGCAGCAACCGCAUGGAGAUGUCCAUCUUCUAUGUGGUCUACUUUGUGGUCUUCCCUUUCUUCUUUGUCAAUAUCUUUGUGGCUCUGAUCAUCAUCACCUUCCAGGAACAAGGGGACAAGAUGAUGGAGGAAUGCAGCCUGGAGAAGAACGAGAGGGCGUGCAUUGACUUCGCCAUCAGUGCCAAACCUCUCACCCGCUACAUGCCACAGAACAGGCACACCUUCCAGUACCGCGUCUGGCACUUCGUGGUGUCUCCGUCCUUUGAGUACACCAUCAUGGCCAUGAUCGCCCUGAACACCGUCGUGCUGAUGAUGAAGUACUACUCUGCUCCCUGUACCUAUGAACUGGCCCUGAAGUACCUGAAUAUUGCCUUCACCAUGGUGUUUUCCCUGGAAUGUGUCCUAAAGAUCAUCGCUUUUGGCUUCUUGAACUACUUUCGAGACACCUGGAACAUCUUUGACUUCAUCACUGUGAUUGGCAGUAUCACAGAAAUCAUACUGACAGACAGCAAGCUGGUAAACACCAGUGGUUUCAACAUGAGCUUUCUGAAGCUCUUCCGUGCCGCCCGCCUCAUCAAGCUUCUGCGGCAGGGCUACACCAUCCGUAUUUUACUCUGGACCUUCGUGCAGUCCUUUAAGGCCCUCCCCUACGUCUGCCUUUUGAUUGCCAUGCUUUUCUUCAUCUAUGCCAUCAUUGGGAUGCAGGUAUUUGGAAACAUAAAAUUAGAUGAGGAGAGUCACAUCAACCGGCACAACAACUUCCGGAGUUUCUUUGGGUCCCUCAUGUUACUCUUCAGGAGUGCCACGGGAGAGGCCUGGCAGGAGAUAAUGCUGUCGUGCCUCGGGGAGAAAGGCUGCGAGCCCGACACCACUGCGCCAUCGGGGCAGAACGAGAAUGAGCGCUGUGGCACCGAUCUGGCCUAUGUUUACUUUGUCUCCUUCAUCUUCUUCUGCUCUUUCUUGAUGCUCAACUUGUUUGUGGCCGUCAUCAUGGACAACUUCGAGUACCUGACUCGGGACUCCUCCAUCUUAGGGCCCCACCACUUGGAUGAGUUUGUCCGCGUCUGGGCAGAGUACGACCGAGCUGCAUGCGGCAGGAUCCCGUAUAAGGAUAUGUACAAAUUAGUGCGGGUGAUCUCGCCGCCUCUGGGCCUGGGAGAGAACUGCCCCUACAGGGUGGCUUGCAAGAGGUUGGUCCUAAUGAAUAUGCCAGUAGCUGAGGACAUGACAGUCCACUUCACCUCCACACUGAUGGCUCUGAUCCGGACAGCCCUGGACAUCAAAAUCGCCAAAGGUGGUGCAGACAGGCAGCAGCUAGACUCGGAGCUGCAAAAGGAGACCCUGGCCAUCUGGCCUCACCUGUCCCAGAAGAUGCUAGACCUGCUUGUGCCCAUGCCCAAAGCCUCUGACCUGACUGUGGGCAAAAUCUAUGCAGCAAUGAUGAUCAUGGACUACUAUAAACAGAGUAAGGUGAAGAAACAGAGGCAGCAGCUGGAGGAACAGAAAAAUGCACCCAUGUUCCAGCGAAUGGAGCCCUCAUCUCUGCCUCAGGAGAUCAUUGCUAAUGCCAAAGCCCUGCCCUAUCUCCAGCAGGACCCCGUUUCAGGCCUGAGUGGCCGUAGUGGAUACCCUUCGAUGAGUCCACUCUCCCCCCAGGAAAUAUUCCAAUUGGCUUGUAUGGAUCCAGCCGAUGAUGGACAGUUCCAGGAACAUCAGUCUCUGGAGCCAGAGGUUAGUGAAUUAAAAAGCGUGCAGUCCUCUAACCAUGGCAUCUACCUUCCUUCGGACACCCAGGAGCAUACGGGAUCUGGGAGGGCAUCUUCUAUGCCACGCCUGACUGUGGAUCCCCAGGUGGUGACAGAUACUAGCUCCAUGAGACGUUCAUUUUCCACUAUUCGGGAUAAGCGUUCAAAUUCCUCCUGGUUGGAGGAAUUCUCCAUGGAGAGAAGCAGUGAAAACACCUACAAGUCACGUCGUCGGAGUUACCACUCCUCCCUGAGACUGUCAGCUCAUCGCCUGAAUUCUGACUCAGGCCACAAGUCUGACACCCACCGCUCAGGGGGUAGAGAGCGGGGACGAUCGAAAGAGCGAAAGCAUCUUCUCUCUCCUGAUGUCUCCCGCUGCAACUCAGAGGAGCGAGGGACCCAGGCCGACUGGGAGUCCCCAGAGCGCCAACAGUCCAGGUCUCCCAGUGAGGCCAGGUCACAGACCCCCAACAGACAGGGCACGGGCUCCCUGAGCGAGAGCUCCAUCCCCUCCAUCUCUGACACCAGCACCCCAAGACGAAGUCGCCGGCAGCUCCCACCCGUCCCACCAAAGCCUCGGCCCCUCCUCUCCUACAGCUCCCUGAUUCGACACUCCGGGAGCAUCUCCCCGCCGGCCGACGGAAGCGAGAGGGGCUCCCCGCUGACCCCCCAGGCGCUGGAGAGCACGGAGGCCGGCCUGGCGGAGCCCUCGGGCCCCCGGCACGGGCACGGGCAGGGGCACGGGCAGGGGCACGGGCAGCAGAGCCAGCACUGCUCCCCGCAGCGCUACAUCUCCGAGCCCUACCUGGCCCUGCACGAAGACUCCCACGCGUCGGACUGUGGCGAGGAGGAGACGCUCACCUUCGAGGCCGCCGUGGCCACCAGCCUGGGCCGCUCCAACACCAUCGGCUCGGCCCCGCCGCUGCGGCACAGCUGGCAGAUGCCCAACGGGCACUAUCGGCGGCGGCGGCGCGGGGGGCCGGGGCCGGGCGUGAUGUGCGGGGCGGUCAGCGACCUCCUGAGUGACACGGAAGAAGACGACAAGUGCUAGAGGCUGCUCCCCCCUCCGAUGCAUGCUCUUCUCUCUCACACGGAGAAAACCAAGACCGAAUUGGGAAGCCAGUGCUGCCCCGGGGGGGGAGGAAGAGGGAGGAGGAAGACAGAAGGACACCGUGCAUUAUCCGUUGACGGCAACGAAGGGACAACAGGAAAACCAGUGGGACCCGCCAAAUGGCUUCACUUCCCUUUGCAAGAUGGGCGCUGCCAUAGUUCUGCCUCUUUGCUGGGGAAAGGAAAUACGAGAACGUGCAGGGUUACUCCCCUGGCAGAAGGGACGUGGUGAGGGGGGCUCUGCUUCCCCUUGCCCCUUCCCACCUUUCUGCAAGCCGCGGAAGGAUGGAGCUGGCCUGUCUCUCCGCCCAUCGCCCUGAAAAGCCUGCAAGACUUUCUGGCUCUUACCUGGGGAGUCGUGGAGACCACGGGAGAGGCGUCUCCUCCCUCACCAGCUCUUGCUCCUCAGCUCCACUGCCGUCAGGGCAACCACACUAGCAUCUCAUGCAUUCCCCUCUGGCUUGCUUCCCCCAGAGAAGCACAGGCUAAGUUCAGGAGCAUCGGAUGCCACGGGGCGGAGGCCAGGAGGGAAAAGCUGAAGUGGGACAAGGGGCCGGGGGGCUGUGGUGGCAGCAGCAAGGGCUGGUCUGGGUGAGCAAAGCCAUAGUCCUGCAGCCCAGACCACGGGGAAAGGCUCCAAGAGCUGGAGAGGAUGGGUGGUGCUGGGAGGGACAGUCCUGUCUCUUUGAAGCCUGAGGCCUACUCAGUAGGUGCUGUGUUAGGAUAGGCCAGGGAGGUCCCUCAGGCUCCACCGAGGUGCCUAAGGCUCCAGGAAGGGUGAUAUUUUAAAAGCAUUUAACAUCCCCCGUGGCCAGAGCACAAGCUGGCGUGAGCAGCAGUCCAGCCUUCCUGCUGGAGCCCAGUGCUCUGCCAGGCCUUAGCUCUGCAAACGCUGGUCCAAAGGGAUCCCUCGAGGGUGGGGUAAGUGUUGGGGGUGGAGAGUAUAAUUGAGGCAAAGUCUGUUUUCCAACCAGUAUAGAAGAAUGUGGAACAGCACAUAUGGCCGAAUGUCAACCUAGACUGUGGUCCAGGAGGUAGUGGCCCUUUCUGCCAAGCAGCAAGGCCACGAGCCAGAGGCUCAGUCUUCCCUGCCACUUCCUGAGAAGGUAGCACACACAUACCCAGGGUGGGCCAUACAUCACCUAGUAGAGGCUUCUAGAGAGGAAAGGCAGGCAGACUGAAAUGAGAAGCUUCCAUGAGAGAAUCCGUCUGAGUUUACUGAGGACCUCCUGGGAGGAGGGCCCCUUCCACAGCCAGUUGGUGUGUGAGGGUCAGUUUGUCCUGAUACUUUGAAGGUAAUUGGUAAAUAUACCUCAGCUGAGACCUGGGCGGCUCCUCCUAGCCAAGUAGGCUCUGAUGGGGUCUCAUCACACAGUGUAAUGAGAUGAGGGUCCCCAUGGCCCUGAAUAUUUUCUGGAGCUAGGACGGGGCUUUUCCUCUCCCCAGAGUAAGAGCUGGACAGCAGACAGCCUCAGGCCACUGUGCCAUUCUUAACCCCCUAAACUCAGAAGCAUUGAGGAAAAGAGAGCCUUUCUUGGCUAAUCAGUGCUCAUCUUGUAUAGAUUGUCCGUCCAGGGAAACACGUCACUCUGUCUCUGGUGGAGAUGUACCAUUCCCUCAACUUCCUCCCCGGUCUCACAGUGGCCAGAGGGACCUCCUGGAGAAGGAUUCCAGGCAGGGCUUUCCCUUCUCAGCCAGGAGCAGGUGGAGCUUGCCUCAUAGGACCCUCCCCCGGCCUGAGGUCACAGUGGCUAGACACUCUUUUUAUCCUCCUCCAGCCAAGACAGACUCCACCUCUUGGGUUGGAGAAGUUAGUGGCUGUUAUUUUUCUUAGAAGGAGCCUCUUUUUACUUAUGAAAUUUUUCUGUUUGUUUUGGUUGAAAUAGAACUAAGUUGCAUCAACCCUGAAAAGCCAAAUACAACUGUGUGGCUGCACAAUCAUUUCAUGGCCCUGCCUUCUCUUUUAGAUACUGACGGAGCUUCAUGACCCACAGCCGCCAAAUCAAAGUAGUCCCAGGGCAGGAGGCCACUGAGUCAGAACAAAAGCCUCCUCCUCUCAGACCGUGUGUCUGUUCUCACUUUCCUCUCCCACUCAGCACUUGCACGCUCCGGAGUGGCCGGCAAUGUGAACGCGAGUGUGUCACACCCUGAUCCUCACAGGUGUGCUCUUUACAUAAGACUCAGACGCUGGGCCUGGUAUUGUGCUAAAGGUUUCCUCUGCUCAGCGUCAUUUCAUGCCAAAGUGCUGCAGUGGGCUGCUUUCUGCACACAAAAUUGCUUUCUUCCACCUCAGAAAUGCAGCUUUCCCUAGGGACAGGCCUACCACAGGACCACCAUUCUGAGUCAGCAAGUCUAUUGCAUUGUGUUGGGAGAAAAGGAAUUGAAGUGAUAUCUUAGGCCAUUUCAACAGUAGGAGGAAUUUAGCCUGGCAGAGCAAUUACCAGAAAUGGGAUUUGCCUGUAAACCACAUUAUGAACACUAAAUUUACUGUGCCGGGAAACCUUCCUGGACACCUGAACUCCUUACACUCACAUACACAGAAGCACUUGAGCCGUGAAUGAAGUGGUGUGAAGCACUGCAGAUGCAUUUCCCCCGGCCAGUCGGGGUCUUGUUAGAACUAGUGAACUUAUGAACUCUGUGAUUCAAUUUCCCCUGACCAAGAAAUUGCGUUUCUUAUCCCUUAGCCUACAUUUACCUUUCUAGUAAGACCAGAAAAUAAAAGACCGUUUUCUGUUAAGUCACGGAACUCAUUAUCAUGAUCUUCUUCUGACCGCUUCCUCCCACCUCUUCACAAAUGUGACCUCUCACCUUCCCUCUGAUAGCUGAGCAGGACAUCCUUUCCUACGUGUCAGAUUCUGCCUCUUUCUCCCUUGAAAAGAGGCCCCUUGAGAUCUCAAAAUGUGUGCUGCUAUAUUUGGACUAAAAAGUAUGGCCGCAUCUCAAGAAAUGUGGAGCAAAGUGGAAACAGUUUGAGAUACUCAGGUCCCUUCAGAGGAAUGUUUGGCUCUGUGUCAGUUUCCCUUGCUAAUGUCAGCCUUUGGCAUCCCCUAAAAACAAAGAGGGAGGGAUGGGGGAAAAGAGAGGCGGAGGAAAAGGAAAACAAACCAAGGUAGAGAGACAUUCUAACUGGGCUGUGUUUAGAUACUCCUCUCUUCACUUCCAGACAGACUUCCGGUGGGGUACUCACGUGUCUCCCUCUUUCGAUCCCCAGGAGGGCAGAAUGCCAGCAGGCUUUCAGACAUAGGGGUAGAGCUAUGGGCCAAGAUGCUCUGUGAGCCAGGGUCAGGAUAGAGUUGCCUACACUGUGAAGAGAUGAGCAUCCCCCCACCCCCACCCCAUGUCAACACAAGCCAUGAACAUGACUGCCCAAUGGCAGUCUGUCCACUCUUCUGGCUGAGGAAUCUAUUUCUAUUCUGGGCUUCACUUCUCCCCACUCAGCAUCCCUACGGGGUACUAAAAUCAGGUAACAUUUUUCCGAAGCUGAAAUCCAGAUGUUCUGGGUUCUGCCCUGUUUUGAUCCUGGGACCACAAAGAAGACGAUCCCACAUCCCACCAUUCAGCCAGUGUUUUCUUUCCAUACACGCUUCCAUCUCUCCUAGAGCCUCAGUGUCUCCUGCUUUCUGUGCUCCCCUCCCAGCCCUUGUUUUGCUGCAUGUUCUCAUUGACCCAGCUCCUGAGAUAUUUUAAAUCCACCCAGUCCAAGCUUAUUUGCUGACCUGCCUGCCUCUGCUGGUGGGGAAUGCAUCAUUCUCAUAAAAGUAGUUGGGAAUUCACCAGGUAAUAUUCACAAGGUGAUCUGAAACAGUAUAAGGUAUGGUACUAUUGGGGUGAGUGGGGGAUAUGGAAUGUCUGCAUACUCAAUGAAAGCCCACUUCAGGGAAAUUAGGUCUCUCCUGGCAUAAUGGAACAAAAAUUUAAUUAUUUUGUUUUUUUAAAGAACGUUCUCAAUUUUUCAUUACAUCCUCUUUCUAAAGCCUGCUCUGGAUGUCUCGUUUUUGGACAGGGUAUUUAUUUAGUGGGUUGAGCCAGGGAUAGGUUGAGAUGCUUUAAUUUCUCAACCUAGCUAUAAUAAAUAUUAUGAGAUCGGAAUAAGAAAAGGUACAUGUGUAGGAGCCAGGGAGCAGAUAGUCAUCUACUUUGCUGGGAUUUUGUAAGACAUGAAGGUUAGGGAAUUUUCACCCUAUCGCUAUCAGUUUCAUAUCUGUUAAGUUUGAGACCCUCAAAGGCCUGCUGCCAGUGUGCACAAAGAAUCAUGAUGAGGAGAGGCAUUUCCAUGCGUUGGGGUAGCUCCUUCCUCAGCAGAUUCUUGCAUCCUGUCCAUUUUUCCUACCUGAAUUCCCUGGCACUGAACACUGUCCAAGAGAUUCAGGUAAGACUUUAUAAGUCAAGAAAAAAGAGAAGUGGGCCCCCUGAAAGUGGCCAGAGUGUGAUGGUUUAAUUCCAGACAAGAACCCCAUAAGGAACCAGGUCUAGUUUUGAAUAAAUAGAUCUCCAUGUUGAAACUCUUAUUUUUACAAGAGCCAAACAGAAUUAACUCAGGACUUAGGACCUAACCUUGGCAUGGUAGGAUCAGAAGAGAUCCCAUGUUAUGAGUGCUGCCUAUAUCUGCAGCUCUGACUUGUUUUUUCUUUGGUUAAAACUGUAUACUGUAGCCAUUUACCCCAGCAGAGCCCCAUCUGAUGGCUUCUCUGGCUCUGUAACCCUGAGCUCAGCUAAAGACUGCUGGCAUGAUCCGUUAGGCAUCAUGUGCUGUCACUCAUUCAGCCAGAAGAACGCAGAUGUACCACUUGGAGGGGACAGAAGACUAGGAGCAGAAAAAAAACAUCUUUGGUUUCUGAUGGCUGUCUUUUUCUUCCCUUAAAUCCUUUCUGCUUUGACCCUCUGAGGCUUAGGCAUCCCAGAGAAAGAUAAGCCAAAGACAACAGGUUCAUAGAUUGUCCCAACCUAUCCAAAGGGCCUGGAAAGCUUCCCUUAACAAAACUCAAGCCAAUCUGAAUGAGACUCCUAGCAGAGGCAUAUGGAAGGCUAGGGUACCUCCAAACUGCCCUUCUAUUUUUGUAGUCUUCUUCUGAUCCCUCCCUCAUGCUAAAAAUGGGGGGUGGAAGGGGCCACUAGCAUCUUGACCUUAUAAAUGCAAAAAGAUUUUAUAAUAAGCCAUGCUACUAUGUAAAUACAUUAUUGAGGUUUGAAUUCUUAUUUCUGGGGGGUGCGAAAGAGUUGAGCAGAUCCAACUUUAAAAAAAUGGUAAGGGGAUCUAUGUUUAUUUUUCUUUGGGAUCUUUUUGUUUGGAUUUCUUUUUUUUUUUUUGUAACAGACCAACCCUAGAAUAGCAAUGAAGGAUAAAUGUGUGCAGUGUUUCUGAAUCACCUUCUAAUUAAUUUCUAUCAAACAAUAUAUUUGAGCCAAAAAUCUGAGGUCAUAUAGUACCAGUUCCAUCUUCUCUCUCUGGUGGUUUUUGGCUUUGUUUUUUGGUUUGGUGUAGGUUUUUUUGGUUUGUUUACUUUCUUUUGUCUUCUCCUUCUAAGUCAGCCUCUGUCUCUUGUUUCCAGGGACUUAAAAUACAACCUAAUGUAAAACAGCUUGAGAACUUCAGUGAAAGCCAAGUAAAUAAUAGAAUGGAUAUAGAUUUUUUUUCAGGAUAUCUUUAACCAAUAAACAAAAAGUUUAUAUCCUGAGAAGAUAAAAUUUUUAAGAGCGUGGUAAUCUGGUAACUGAAAAUUAUUGGGAGUCAAAAAUAAUUCUAGCCCAGCCUUCUGUACUUGUGCCUUCAGCAAGGUAUUGCAUCUGCGUGCUUUAUUUCCCUCAUUAGGAAAUUGAAAUACUAAUGCUUGGCUAAUUCAUAGGUGUGUCAAGUGUUUGUAAGUAAAUUAAUAUCGCAUUAUAUAAAGUACUUAGUCUCCACAAAUCAACUUAGAAAAAUCUUCUCUCCUUAUAUACCACUAAGGACCUAUGAAAUUCUUGGCAUUGCUAUAAGCAUUCCAUUUUUUGGAAGAAACUUCAUAUUUAAUGGAACCAGAAUCCCAGAUUUGCUUUAAUUUCACCAUCUAUUGUUCCCUUUUUCACUUCCUCCCCUUUUUAGCUCUCUAAUUAAAACAAAAACAAAAAACAAAACAAAAACCCCAAGACUUUUUUUUUUUUUUAAUGCAGGAAAGGAGUUGAGUUUUCAUAAUCUUCUUUCUGUGGAUAGUUCAGCCAGUCUUAGGUCAAAUAACCAUUCUCUAAUGCUUAGGAUCCUCAUGAAGACCUCUUCUUUUGUUCGGCCAAUUUGUCAGAGAUAAGGGAUUGCUCUCUAGAUUCUAGAACCAGACCUGAAGACUCUGUACUAAGUACUACCACUUCCUCCUCAGUUCACUCACAGGUGGGCCCCAAAACUGAAAGGGUACUAAAUCAAAGCUGCCAAAUCCAAAUUUGACCUUAUUUGGUGACUUAAUUUUCUUUCCAGUACUCUGAUUUCUUAUGGUGAUAACCUGUACCACACAGGAACCCACUGCUCAAAGCAAGUCUAUUAGAAAUCCGUAUAAGGGAUGAGCGGGAAAAACACAAUCCAAAAUUUCAAAGUGCCAUUAAUCAAUUAAAAAAACUAAAGGUAAUAUGAAAUGAGGGCUAAACAAUGUAAACUAACUGCCAAUUAAAGUAUACAGUAGUUCUGGUCUUAGCUACAUUUGAUAUGGAAUUAUAUCACAUUAAGCAGAUCCCAGCAAAUUUAGUAAAAACAUAGGCAUUGAAUUUUAAUGGCUACCAAUGGGGAUAUAUACUUAGCCUGCAGGCCAAACUUCAAUCAGUGUUUUUCUAUCCUGGUGUUUUGUGAACAAGCCAAAAUUUAUACAAAGCCACCCUAAGUGCUGCAAUUGCAGAGGAACCUCCCUCUUGGUGAUAUUAGAGAACAGUCCAACUCCACUCAAAUUGAGUCCAAAAUUUGGAACUCAUCCAGAAAAACAAACGGAGGAGAAAAAUCUAAUGCACCAAGUAUGCUUGGCAUUUGUGUAGCUGGGGCAAUGUGGGCAGAGGCUAAAAAGACAAGCUAUAGAACAAAGACAAGGUUGAGGUGGAAAACAUCAGCUAGUCCCAGGAAAAGAAGGUGUGUGAUCUGAGAGAAUCACUUAUAUUAGAUCACUGAUAUACUUGUUAGCAUGAUACUGGAUUCAGAGCAGUUGUUUCUGCUAAACUCACCAAAGGUAGUGGGUUUGAAGGCCUCAGAGAAUUAGUAGAGCCCUGAACAACUUUUCCAGACCUGGGAGAUGGAGAAGGGAGGUUCUUGCUUUAAAGCAGCCCAAAGACAAUCUCUGUGACUUUAGCAACUCUUCAAUAGAGUAGUGCCAAUAGCAGAGAGAUUUCACUGACCUUCCUAGUGGUACAAGUGCCACGGGAGGGGAGAGGGGUGGUGAGUGGGACAGAUGAGUUUUAUCAGAAAGAGAUUUCACACUACGAAGGGUGCACCGGUACUAGCCUCACAGGAUAUCGCUGCAGAAAAGUAGACCAAUGGGUGGCUCAGGCCAUGCCCUCUGUCCUUUAGGACCCAAGGUCAGGCCAUUCCCACCUUGAUUUGCUUUUAGAGAAGGAGCCCGUACGAUGGGAUCAAGAGGGAAAUUGGGUGCUCUGCCUUAGGCUGUUAAAACGCUGCCACCUGCAUUACAAAACUCACAUGAGUCAAGACGCUUGAGAUACUUCCUUAUGGGCAGCAUCCACUGUGGUGUGCCAGCCUGACACCCCUUCAGGAACGGUGUUUAAAUGGCAGCCAGUGCUGGCCCGCCCAGAGUAUCGGUGCAUCUUUCCUAAAGCCAGAGUUCAGCACUGCAUGUUGACCAGGUGGAUAUCCUGUAAUAUAAAUGCUCGUUUGGAUCCAAAAGGAAAAUUAUUAAAAAUAAAAGAAAGAUGAACAACUUUAAUGUUUUUGGGGGGGUCAAAGAAAAGAAUAAAUAAAACCUUGUUGUAAAGAA
This is a messenger RNA of Canis lupus familiaris (dog), 15149 nucleotides long. RefSeq names its product calcium voltage-gated channel subunit alpha1 E (gene CACNA1E). Gene Ontology annotation, biological process: chemical synaptic transmission; calcium ion import across plasma membrane. Gene Ontology annotation, cellular component: membrane; neuronal cell body; voltage-gated calcium channel complex. Gene Ontology annotation, molecular function: calcium ion binding; high voltage-gated calcium channel activity. Lineage: Eukaryota; Metazoa; Chordata; Mammalia; Carnivora; Canidae. The transcript is spliced from 49 exons. The record is from RefSeq and is a predicted model, not a curated record. The coding region runs from base 35 to 7153 and encodes 2372 amino acids.